GGAGCAUUCUGCAAUUACUUUAGUCCUUUUCUGGGGCUUACCAUGCCAUACGUAUGAUAACUAAAUAGGUUUAGGUUUCGUUAUUGAAAUAAUAGCCAACGUGUCAAUCAGCGCAUAGGCGCUCCUGCCAAUCGCUUGUUCGGCCUUGAGUGGGCGGGCUAAUACCGAUACUUCCACACCAAUAUCCGAACUGAAAGUAGCAAGUCUUAGCGACUACGGUAGAGGUUCUCGCGGUUAGAUUUUCCCUCAACGACGAUAGCGUCGGGAGGGACAGUGUGAGAGCAUGUGAUUUUCCCAGUCACUCAACAUUGAUUCGAUCCUUCUACAAGUUGAUUGGAUAGCGCCAUCCGAGGUCGUGUAUUAGGAGAGAGGAGCAAUCACCAUGUACCUGACCUGGCGAAAGGUGGCGCACCAGUUUACCUGUGCAGCUGAACACUUGUUUAUCACCUGUAUCUAGACGACAGGUAAAACCGAGUGUAUCUCACUUGUACACUACCCGUGUAAAGCUGUUGAUGCGAGGCGUUGCUGCCACAACGUGGGACUUCUGCAACAUCACAACCAUUGAAGACUUGCGGUAGUCAUCUUCCCUCAGGUGAUCUGGACACCUAACCUCUUGUAAAAUGACGUCAAGUGAACCCAGCGUGGCGGGCGUGUAUAAUGUGACAGCGUCUCGUUAUGACGACAACAAUGUGACAGACAUGAACGUCACAGCAGAGCUAGGCACCACCACACCGAGUCCCUGGGGUAGGUUUGGGCCCAUCGAGCAGUACGGGGAGUUCUGGGCUGGAUACUACAUCAACCUGUACUAUCUGUGGGUGGUGUUUGCGGUUGGAUUCCCAGGGAACAUCGCAAGCUUCGUGACUGUUUUGCGCAUGCCUCCUCUCACGUCAUCAACAGGAUAUGUUGCUGCGCUGGCGGUGAUGGACAACCUUGGUAUUAUAUGUAAACUGUUAUUUCAUCAACUGACGCUCUAUGAUGUUCAAAUGGGAGCAGGUAGUUGUCAGGCGUUGUACUUCUUUGGUUCAUUCUUCAUCAUGUACGCCAACUGGAUUCUGGUAGCGAUGUCUGUAGAGCGCUUCAUAGCCAUCUGGUUCCCUCUGCGAGUCACGACUCUGUGUACCGGCACCAAAUCCAUCCUCUUGAUGAUCAUCAUAGCAUUCGUCAUCAUCGGCGCGGAUCUCCAUUUCCUGUGGACAGCUACAGUUGAGGUGACGGGCAACAAGGAUGUCCGUUGUACUUUUAAUAAAGAACACAUGGAAUUUAUUGAGAAAAUCUGGUACUGGAUAGAUGGCUGUCUGUACGCUAUCAUACCCUGCAUCCUGCUCGUCAUGUUCAAUGGACUCAUCAUCCUUGGUAUCAGGAAGUCUCGGAAAAUCCAGAAGGACCUGACAAACAACAAAAGUGACCAGAUGGCUGAGAAGUAUCGCCAACAACGCCAGAUAACAAUAAUGCUCAUCGUCGUCUCGAUUGUGUUCGUGGUGCUAGUGUUACCAAACUGUCUCUUCUUCAUCGUCAAACCUUACUGGGUUUUUGAAUCUGGAAGUCAUGGUCAGGCGGUCAAUUACCUUGUUAGCCAGUUGAUAUUUCUGCUCUCGGAUUUCAAUCAUGCGAUCAACUUUUACUUGUACUUUCUCACAGCCCGGCGCUUCAGACGGCGAUUUACUGACACCUUGUGCUGCCAGACAUCCGGCCGCAAGCCGUUUACAAGCAUCAUGCGUACAGCCAACUCCAAUAUAUCCAAUACGUCGAUAUACACGACUCAAACAUCCAUGAAUGGCUUUGCGAGGGAGAGCGGGAACAACAACUCCAAGAAAUACCACACAACUACAACAUGAGUGAGUGAGUUGGUUUUAACGCCGCUAUGAACAUUAUUCGCGUUAUAUCACGGCGUGUCAGCUUAAUGUUGGAGGAAAGCCCGAAGUGAUGCAGGUCUCAGCUCGUGUAUGGUGAUGGCAAACCUUGAAACAUAAUCGGGUCGAACCGGGAUUCUAACCCAUGGUCAUUGGUUUCAGUCGUGCCAAUGGACGCAACUCUGCACAGCACACUGCGACGUCAAAGAAGCCUUGGCCACCCGUGCCCAAAAGUACGAAGUGAAACGACGAGGAAAGAGUGAAAUGUUUUAUCAUUUUGCAUGUUUUAUCCGCAGCGAUAAGCAACAAUAUCUGUUCUUUUUUAUAUAUUUCGAAUUACCAAACUGUAUCAUAAAAUAUUGCAUCUAACGAAGUUUUGAAAUAACUUGUUGCCUAAAGUUUUAGAUGCUAUCUGUCUUAAAUAAAUCUUACGUUCAAAUGGAAUACACAAAGACACGGGGUGGGUCAGUUCUCUUGAUUGUGGACGUGACUCCCAGAUUCAAGUUGGUCAUGGUGCUUGUCCUGUCUGAACGUCUUGUCCGAAGUAUUGAACAUCUCAUAUGUUCAACAAUUGGGGCAUCUCUCCUACAUUACGCCUGAUCCGUGAUUUAACUGAAAUAAUGUUCAAAACGGGGUUGACCUCAGUUAACUCACCAACUUGAACAAAUCGAAAUGAAGCUUUGCGUGGAGCUGGAGAGCACAUUUCAGACUGGACUCUAUAUCCCAAGUACAUAUCGGACUGAAAUCUAUUCCCCAUGUAUGUAUCAGACUGAAAUAAUUACACAUGUACAUUUAAAACUGACAUAUAUUCCCCAUAAUACACAUAUCAGGCAUUUGUCACGUCAGGUGGUCAAGACCUACUUAUUAGGUCGUUUAGCAUUGUCAUAACGCUCAAAUAGCAAUACCUGUGACCACAAAGUAUUCCUCAUGACAAACCGAAUGGUAACGAGGAAUUGUUGCAUAAUGUGUAUUAAAAUUGGGUUAGCUAUGAUGUCCGAUGCAAUUCCCUAUUUUGACUUGUACCCAAUGUUUUCGUGUGUUUUUUUCAGGUGAACAAUUGACUUGCUUUUUAUGCGUUUGUGACGGAUGUCACCGGUGGGGCAGGGUAUGCUUAACUUUUCGAGAACACCUGAUGUCAUCAUUAUUUGAUAGAGAUUCAUUAAACACAUGCUCAUGUUAAAGUCGUACAUUCACACAACUGACUCUGCCUUUAACAGAGAUUUCUGGUGAAUAUGGAAAGGGCUUUGUCGCUUUUAUUUAGACGUUCAGGGGGGUCUUUAUGACAACUGCAAAGUCAUUACGCCUGAUCAGUGUCUGUACCUUGUAUAAUCUUUUGGGAGUAAUAAACUCCGACAAUUCCUGUGUGGGUUUACAUUACAAUCUGUGGGAUCGCCUGUUAUGCAUGCACUAUUACAUGUGUUAUUAUGAUCAUGUUGCUUUAGACAACGACUAUCAUUGUACCCCGAUACAAGAAUGAUGUACAUCCAGUAUAAAUCAUCUGUCGCUGCAGUUUCAGCAAAG
Haliotis rufescens (red abalone) is the source of this 3371-nucleotide messenger RNA. RefSeq names its product P2Y purinoceptor 1-like. Gene Ontology annotation, biological process: G protein-coupled receptor signaling pathway. Gene Ontology annotation, cellular component: plasma membrane. Gene Ontology annotation, molecular function: G protein-coupled receptor activity. The coding region runs from base 621 to 1835 and encodes 404 amino acids. The record is from RefSeq and is a predicted model, not a curated record. The transcript has 3 exons. Lineage: Eukaryota; Metazoa; Mollusca; Gastropoda; Lepetellida; Haliotidae.